AUGACAUUAAGCUUUUCGUCCUUCUUUAUCAAAGACAUCCUCACUACAGGACGCGCAGAACGGGGGAAACCUGGUGGCACCCGGAAUACAGGGGAGCUCUACGCGCCAACGCGCAACAUCUGCACCGGGCAUGGAGGGACAGGAGUCCUUGAUUUAUCUCUCCAAGACGUGGAUAAAAACCGCAUCCGCCCGCAGAGACCUUUUCCUGAACUCAGUGUGUCUGUUGGGAACCUUAAAUGUGAUACAUCCAGCGAGGAGUCCACAGAAGAGGAGACUGAGCACAGAGACGAUGGUGCAGACCGCCAACCACAUUGCGUUCAGCGAGAUAAACUGCAGGAACAAGGGGUUGAAGAGGAGGGAUAUCACAGCAGAGAGACGGUCAGCUGCUCCACUGAAGAGCGGCAGUCUCGGUCAGGUACCAAGAAGCGCUCCAGAGCGGCCUUCUCUCACGCACAGGUCUACGAGCUGGAGCGCCGCUUCAAUACACAGCGGUACCUCUCAGGUCCAGAACGGGCCGAUCUGGCAGGGACGCUGAAACUCACAGAGACCCAGGUGAAAAUCUGGUUUCAGAACCGGAGAUAUAAAACCAAACGGCGGCAGGUGGCUGCAGAGUUGGCGGCGUGCAGUUCACCAAAGAAAGUAGCAGUCAAAGUGCUGGUGAGGGACGAUCAAAAGCAGUACCAGCAGGCGAAUGGAGUACACAUCCCAGUGACUGUACCGCUGUACCAGGCCUACCAGUACUACCCAUACAUGCACUGCUGCUGCCAGCCCUGCAGCAUGAACAGCGUGGCCCGUGGAGGAAUGCUCUGA
This is a messenger RNA of Scomber japonicus (chub mackerel), 810 nucleotides long. It is a transcript of the gene nkx3.3, whose product is annotated as NK3 homeobox 3. Gene Ontology annotation, cellular component: nucleus. The coding region runs from base 1 to 810 and encodes 269 amino acids. Gene Ontology annotation, biological process: cell differentiation; regulation of transcription by RNA polymerase II. The record is from RefSeq and is a predicted model, not a curated record. The transcript has 2 exons. Lineage: Eukaryota; Metazoa; Chordata; Actinopteri; Scombriformes; Scombridae. Gene Ontology annotation, molecular function: RNA polymerase II cis-regulatory region sequence-specific DNA binding; DNA-binding transcription factor activity, RNA polymerase II-specific.